Molecule: messenger RNA, 494 nt
Organism: Mangifera indica (mango)
Lineage: Eukaryota; Viridiplantae; Streptophyta; Magnoliopsida; Sapindales; Anacardiaceae
Exons: 2
Coding region: 74-490 (138 amino acids)
Source: RefSeq, a predicted model, not a curated record
GUUCUCAUUUCGUGCCUAUUUUGUUCCCUUUUUGUCAGCAGUUCAGUUGUUCGGGAGUGGUAAAAGUCAUCCCAUGAAUGAUGGCAACGGUCUUCCUACUUCUGGGAAUUUGAAGGCGGAUGAGAUCGGUGGAACAUCACAAAGCUCCUCUUACAUUGGUCAUCUACCAACAUAUUCAAUGCUAGUUCCUCAGCCUCACACUUCUGACAUGAGUGCUUUUCCACCUGAGAAAGAGUUGUGUAAAUCAGUGCUGUCUGCAGUUUCUUCCAAAGAGGACUUAUCUGUUCAGUCAGCUGACAUGACAUGCUCCAAUGUUCCGGAGCUACUUUUUGAAUAUUUUGAAUCUGAACAACCUCGACAAAGACAACCAUUCUAUGAAAAAAUUCAGGAGCUGGCUAGUGGUGAUGGGUCUUCACAGUGGAAAGCAUAUGGAGAUCCAACUAGUUUGACCUCAGUAAAUCUUCAUGAUCUGCGUCCUACAUCCUGGUGAGUAA